Messenger RNA from Penicillium olsonii, 1782 nucleotides. Lineage: Eukaryota; Fungi; Ascomycota; Eurotiomycetes; Eurotiales; Aspergillaceae. The record is from the annotation of a GenBank genome assembly.
AUGACCCCCACUGUGUCUUUUUACUUUUCCAUCGCAGUUCUGUGUGUAGUGCUGUCAUGCCUGACGGUACGCCCCCACCAUGUCUGUCGAUGUAGGCCCGGGGAUCAAUGUUGGCCUUCCGCAAUGGAUUGGAUGACUCUUAACAACUCGGUGGAUGGAAACCUGAUUGCUGUGAGGCCCAUCGCACAUGUCUGUCAUCAUCCCACGUUUGAUGAGAACGCCUGUGGCAACUUGACGCGUCUAGCCAGGAAUAGCGGCUGGAGAGCUGGACAGCCCGGGGCUCUUCAAGACUGGCUAUGGGAGGUUGGCUCAACCGAGAGAGAAACAUGCGAUACUCAGGGUCGUCCAGAUGAACCUUGUCAUCAAGGUCGCGUGUCCCUGUAUUCUGUCACAGCGCGCUCUGCACUACAUGUCCAACGGGCUGUCGCAUUUGCGAAACAUCAUGAUCUACGCCUGGUCAUUCGAAACACUGGCCAUGAUGGAUCGGGUCGAUCAAGUGCCCCAGACUCGCUACAGAUAUUCACUCACUACCUAGACGCCAUUCAAUAUGACGAAGACUUCCGGCCGGUCGAUUCUCCAAGAGCCAUUGGUCCUGCCGUCUCGGUUGGUGCUGGAGUGAGGCUGGGAGAUAUGUAUACUCGGGCCUCGCGGGAGGGAUAUACAAUUGUCGGGGGGUUAUGUCCAACCGUCGGUAUAGCUGGAGGAUUUGUUCAAGGAGGAGGAGUUUCAGCAAUUUUCAGUCAUACCCGGGGGUUAGCGGUUGAUAACACCCUUGAGUUUGAGGUCGUCACUGCGGAUGCGAAACAAAUCAUAGUGAACGAGCACCGCCACCAAGACCUUUUCUGGGCCCUGAAAGGAGGAGGCGGAGGUACAUUCGCUGUCGUUACACGGUUGACUGUACGAAAGUAUCCCGAUGGCCCGGCCGUAUUUCCCCAAGUGACAGCCUCCUCCCGGGCUUUAAACGGACUGCUACCAGCACACGUGAUGGUCGCUCUUCUAAGAGCGCUGCGCUCAUACAAUGAAGCAGGUAUCGCCGGGGAAGUGUUAGUUCACUCCCACCCGACUACGGCAGUAUUAAAACUGUACGUCCUGGACACGACCGAUGCCGUGGAAAUCAAUGGCAGGCUAGACCCUCUGGUAAUGGAUCUUCAAGCUGAGGACGUGGUCGUCGAUCGAUCAUGGCAGGUCUAUGAAAAUGUCAGUUCAGCGCCCCGAAUGUCUUCGGACAUUUAUUCCCCGGAAUAUGGGAUUAUCCAAGGGUCCGUUCUGUUGUCUGAGGAUUUCUUCAAAUCCCCGGCCUGGGAUGACCGGCUGGCCGACAGCCUAGCCAGCAUACACUUACAGCCUGACGACAUGAUUUUUAUCAAUACUCUCGGGGGGCAGGUGAAUGCUCACGGGCCCCUUGUAGACACAUCUGUCCAUCCUUCCUGGCGAAACUCGGCUCAGUUGGUCAACAUUCUUCGACAUGUAGAGCCCACGUUGGAGUCGAGGACUUUCGUGACGCAGAUCCUCACUCGGGUUCAAAUGCCCAUUCUUUACUCCCUGGAUCGAAGCGACCCGGUGUCCUAUCUCAAUAUGGGAGAUCCGUAUGAGCCCAGAGCUCCAACGGUUUACUGGGGCCAGAACUACAGACGCCUAUCCAAGAUAAAGCGGAAAUGGGACGAAUCAAGUCUAUUCAUCACGCGAUUAGGAGUUGGAUCCGAAAUGUGGGACGAAGAUGGGAUGUGUCGUAGAGAGUUUGGGUUGAUGCACCGCUUAUAUAGAUUCUUCUUGUCUGGCUGA